Messenger RNA from Oryza brachyantha (malo sina), 1387 nucleotides. RefSeq names its product chloroplast stem-loop binding protein of 41 kDa a, chloroplastic. Gene Ontology annotation, biological process: rRNA processing. The record is from RefSeq and is a predicted model, not a curated record. NCBI's taxonomy places the organism in Eukaryota, Viridiplantae, Streptophyta, Magnoliopsida, Poales, Poaceae. Gene Ontology annotation, cellular component: cytosol. Bases 56 to 1261 code for a protein of 401 amino acids. Gene Ontology annotation, molecular function: RNA binding. The transcript has 6 exons.
CCCUCCUAUCCGGCGCCCACCACUCGUCGCCUCACUCCUCUCAUCCCCUCCUCCGAUGGCGCUCUCCUCCUCCGCGGCCACCGCCUCCACGGCGGCCGCCUCCUUCGUCUCCGGGCACCGCCGCACCGGCACGUGCCGGCCGUCGCUGUCGUCCUCGUUCCUCAGCGCCUCCCCGCGCGCCGUCGCCGCGAGGAGGCGCGCCGCGGCGGCGCCCGUGGCGAGGGCGGCCGCGGUGAUGACCGUGCGCGCGCAGGCGGGGAAGAAGAGCGUGCUGAUCGUGAACACCAAUGGCGGCGGCCACGCCGUUAUAGGGUUUUACUUGACGAAGGAGCUGCUCGCCGCCGGGCAUGCCGUCACCGUGCUCACCGUCGGGGAGGAAGGGUCCGACAAGAUGAAGAAGCCACCGUUCUCCCGCUUCUCGGAGCUGACGAGCGCCGGGGCGAAGACGGUGUGGGGCGACCCGGCGGACGUCGGCGCGGCGGUCGGCGGCGGCGCCUCGUUCGACGUCGUCCUCGACAACAACGGCAAGAACCUCGACGCCGUCAAGCCGGUGGCGGACUGGGCGAAGUCGGCCGGCGUGGGGCAGUUCCUGUUCAUCAGCAGCGCCGGCAUCUACACGCCGUCCGACGAGCCGCCGCACGUCGAGGGGGACGCGGUGAAGGAGAGCGCCGGGCACGUCGGCGUGGAGAAGUACCUCGCCGGGCAGUUCGCCAACUGGGCGUCGUUCCGGCCGCAGUACAUGAUCGGCUCCGGCAACAACAAGGACUGCGAGGAGUGGUUCUUCGACAGGAUCGUGAGGAAGAGGCCGGUGCUGAUCCCGGGGUCGGGGAUGCAGCUGACGAACAUAACGCACGUGCGUGACCUGUCGAGCAUGCUGGCGCUCGCCGUCGAGAGCCCCGGCGCGGCGGCGGGGAGGAUCUUCAACUGCGUCUCCGACCGCGCCGUCACCCUCGACGGCCUCGCCAAGAUGUGCGCCGCGGCCGCCGGCGCCGCCGCCGACAUCGUCCACUACGACCCCGCCGCCGUCGGCGUCGACGCCAAGAAGGCCUUCCCCUUCCGCAACAUGCAUUUUUACGCGGAGCCGAGGGCGGCGAAGGAGGUGCUGGGGUGGACGAGCACGACGAGGCUGCCGGAGGACUUGAAGGAGAGGUUCGCGGAGUACGCCGGCAGCGGCCGGGGGGAGAAGGAGAUGAGCUUCGACCUCGACGACAAGAUCCUCGCCGCCGUCGGGGCCGCCGCGCCGGCGAGCGUCGCCGCCUAACCUAGCCUAGGCCGUCGCGACUCAUCUCGGGAUCUUUUUCUCUCUGUUUUAAUUUUGUUUUCUUCGAAAUUUGAAGACUGCAGAAAGCAAACCAUAUAUAUGCACAGGAGGAAUGAUGCUAAAAAA